Vigna umbellata (rice bean) is the source of this 681-nucleotide messenger RNA. Lineage: Eukaryota; Viridiplantae; Streptophyta; Magnoliopsida; Fabales; Fabaceae. The record is from RefSeq and is a predicted model, not a curated record.
AAAUUUCAGUUGGAGGAUGCAAUAUUGGACUUUGCUGAAGGAUUGAGAGUUAUUGGAGUGAGACCCAGUGAAAAGCUUGCACUUUUUGCUGAUAAUUCUUGUCGCUGGCUUGUAGCUGAUCAAGGUAUGAUGGCAUGUGGGGCAAUCAAUGUGGUAAGGGGUUCGAGGUCAUCAACUGAAGAACUGCUGCAAAUAUACAACCACUCUGAAAGUGUUGCACUAGCUGUGGACAAUCCUGAAAUGUGUAAUCGGAUAGCAAAGCUAUUUUCUUUGAAGAAUUCAAUGAGAUUUAUUAUUCUGCUUUGGGGAGAAAAAUCAGGCCUAGUCAGUGAAGGAGAAAAGGAGGUGCCUGUCUAUACUUUCAUGGAACUCAUACAUUUGGGACAAGAGAGUCGCAGAGUAUUGUUUGAUUCUCUUGAUAAUAGGAAGCAGUACAUGUAUGAAGCAAUCAAAUCUGAUGACAUUGCUACUCUUAUAUACACAAGUGGAACUACUGGAAAUCCAAAAGGUGUUAUGCUAACACAUUAGAAUCUUUUGCAUCAGAUAAGAAACUUAGGGGAUAUUGUACCUGCUGAAGUUGGGGAUAGAUUUCUAAGCAUGUUGCCCUCCUGGCAUGCAUAUGAAAGAGCUUCUGAAUAUUUUAUCUUCUCGUGCGGUGUUGAACAAGUAUACACAACUGUG